CUGGCCGACUCAGGUGUUCCAGUCAGUCAGUGCGCCGCUGUCAACCCGUUUGGACAGGUGCGAAAGCUUGUGUUUGUUUGGACAGUGACGCUUCUCGUGGCCCGGCGCCGCAGGAUAUAUCACGCCGCCGAAGUGUGACGCCUUUGUGUCGCGGCCUUGUGUUACGGGAGUCAUGGGGAUCCUGGAAGAGUGCCCGACGCCCACGCCCGUGUCCGUGGCUCUGGACAUGUGCCUCAAACGCCAGGGCGAAGGAGCCGCCCAGGCCACGCCCGCCCACCGCCAGAGUCCGCCGUCACAGCGCCCCCACCAGGAGGCCGAGGAGGACCUGGAGGUGGACGUGGUGGACACAGACUCUGAGGUGGAGGUCGGAAAGGGCGACGAGGCGUGCGAGGAAGAGGAGGAGGGCGGGAGUACGGGCGGCGGAGGCGAAGGAAGCAGCGAGGGCGGCGGGGAGUCGGGCGGCCCUUCCAAGCGGAAGCAGCGCCGCUACCGCACCACCUUCACCUCCUACCAGCUGGAGGAGCUCGAGAAGGUGUUCGCCCGCACGCACUACCCAGACGUGUUCACCAGAGAGGAGCUCGCCAUGAAGAUCGGUCUGACGGAGGCGCGCAUACAGGUGUGGUUCCAGAACCGGCGGGCCAAGUGGAGGAAGCAGGAAAAGGUCGGCCCCUCCACGCACCCCUACGGCGGCUUCCCUUCCUCGGCCUCGCUGCCCCUUCAGAGCCCUUCGCCCCUUCCCCCCACCAUCUCCAGCCCCUUCGCCACCGGCCUGGGCUUCCCUGGGGCCAAGCACCUCGACCCCGCCGCCAUGUUCCACGGGGCCCGCGUGCCGCCCCCGAACCCCUACCUGCCGCCCACCUCCGCUGCCGCUGCCGUGGCCGCCGCGUCCGCCACCCAGCCGCUGCUGCCGCCCGGCUCGCCGUACCUCCACCCGUCGCUAGCCAUGCUGCGGGACCUGCAGUUCCGGCCUCCCGUGCUGGCCCCCCACCUGCUGCACUACACGCCCUCCUUCACCUCCGUGCUGGCCCAGCUGUCCCAGCGCUCCAAGCUGGAGCCGCCGCCGCAUUACCUGUCCAGCCUGCAGCCCUACCUGCCGUCCCUCGCCGGCCUGCAGAGCUCCGCCCCGUCCCUCUCGUCCUCCAGCCUGGCGCCGCCCCUGCCCUACUCGCCCCCGCUCACCGGCCCCGCGGGCAUACAGCCGCCGCCCCUCCCGUCCCUGCCCCUGCACCGGGACGACGCUGAGCGGCGCCACGCCUCGCUGCAGGACCUGCGGCUCAAGGCGCGCGACCAGGAGGUGAAGAUGGAGCUGAUGCGGAAGGCGGGCGAGAUCACGGCGUGAGUACCCAAGGGACGCUCGCCUGCUGCUGCCCUCAGCGGCGCGGGACGCUGGCGAGGCUGCUGUGACUUGCGUGGAUAACUAUACCCAAAGGCGUCACAGUGAGGCAGCCCGCCACCGCCAGCACCAGCCCGCCUCGCCGUGCUGACGUGGCCGGCGGCGUGAGGUCGCGGCACUGCGCCCCUCGAGGCCUCGAGGGCCCCUGCAGAGACGGCCUCACGUGGCGAUGGGAAGGGCGGCGCUGAGCGGCCGCGCUAGAGAAGUACCUCCUUCGGCAGGCGGCCAGGGCGAGUCUGGCCACGACGACCUCGUGCUGUGGCUGCGGCGAAUAAUGGCGUGUCCGCGGCGCGGUGGUGAAGGUGUAAGAUAGUGUUACAGUGUGUCGUAGCUUACGUUAGUGUUUCAAGCCACAAGUAUGCAAGUGUUACCUCAUCUACUGCUCCGUCCAGUCCUUGCCUCAGUACUUACACGUGUGUCUUGCCUCACGGCUGUGUGCUACAUGCUGACACCAACACACACACACACACACACACACACACACACAUACACACACACACGAGGAACAAACAAACAUACAUACCUAGGAAAUGAACCUCAUUAUGAUAAUUAUAUUUGCUAAUAAUUAUUUAAUAGAAGCCAAAGUUAUUAGACCUGUUAUUCCAUUAAUGUAUAUACUAUUAUGACACCAAUAAAGCAAACAAAACAUA
Messenger RNA from Eriocheir sinensis (Chinese mitten crab), 2043 nucleotides. RefSeq names its product homeobox protein aristaless-like. Gene Ontology annotation, molecular function: RNA polymerase II transcription regulatory region sequence-specific DNA binding; DNA-binding transcription factor activity, RNA polymerase II-specific. NCBI's taxonomy places the organism in Eukaryota, Metazoa, Arthropoda, Malacostraca, Decapoda, Varunidae. The transcript has 4 exons. The coding region runs from base 173 to 1339 and encodes 388 amino acids. Gene Ontology annotation, biological process: regulation of transcription by RNA polymerase II. The record is from RefSeq and is a predicted model, not a curated record.